AAUAUAUUUCUUAGUACCUAUCUUCUAAACCAGUAUCAAUGUAUUUACUCACCAUCUAUCUUUACAGGAUGUAUACGCCAUUUUUAUAAUUUACUGUAUAAUAUAUUUCAUAAUUUUUGUAAUGGAUUGGAUAAUGAUGGAUUAACGAUUAGCAGACAUGAUGGCAGGGUAGAUAGCCCUCAUGCCUGACUUCAAGUCUGACAUAAUACAUCAAAUCCUAGUAGCUAAAAUAGAAAGAAGAAGUAGUGUCCUUGUGAUUGUAACAGCUGUCAAUCUGUCAAUAGGUUUUUGUUUUUGUUCAUAUUUUAAAUUAUCGAAACUUGCAAAUAUACAAUACAAAACAGAGAAGCUCAUUCUGUUCAUUCCUUAUAUGUUAUGAUAAGCAGCACACUUUUGAAACAGUACUUGCUGUAUAUCAACCAACAUACCUGCCUACAAAAAUUAAAAUGUAUACAUUGGAUGAACAAAAAAGCAUUGCCCCAAGAAGCCUACUGUCCAACCACCAUCGAACAUAUAGCAAACAUCCUCACUCAUGGUAUUUGGAUCAUCCCAAGCAUUGUGGGCACAUUAGAAUUAGUUAACAGAUCCAAGGACAGUGAUCACCUGCUAUCUGCUCUCAUUUAUGGGGCCACUCUGAUAUUUCUGUUCUCUAUUUCAACUUCAUUCCAUUGUGUUUUCUACUGUAAUAAGUACAGGCACUUGAAAAAUGUCCUCCACCGUUGUGAUAGAGCCAUGAUCUAUGUGUUCAUAGCGGGCUCCUACUUUCCAUGGCUGACGCUGGAGCCCCUACCGCACGAAGGUUGGGCCUCCCGGAUGCGAUGGAUAGUGUGGUGCCUCGCCUUCAUCGGCAUCGCCUACCAACAGAUCUUCCACGAAAAGUACAAAAUGCUCGAGACUAUCUUCUAUGUGAUCAUGGGCAUCGGUCCGGUCUUCCCAAUUUUGGUCGAGAACAGAUCUAGGUGUUCACCAAAGUAUUUUUCCAACCUACCUCCACCCGAAGGAAAUAAUCCGUAAUUGUUAAAAUGCACCUACGAGACUGAUUUGGUGAUGAGUAGGUAACUAUUGUAUUUCUAUAUAUUAUGUAACUUCCAUUUGAAUUGAAAUCAUAAAAUCCUGUGACCACAUAUAUAUCCAUUUUGAAAUUAUACAGAUAUGCAUCAGUAUGA
This is a messenger RNA of Phaedon cochleariae (mustard beetle), 1166 nucleotides long. The record is from the annotation of a GenBank genome assembly. Lineage: Eukaryota; Metazoa; Arthropoda; Insecta; Coleoptera; Chrysomelidae.